Tuber melanosporum (Perigord truffle) is the source of this 819-nucleotide messenger RNA. RefSeq lists its product as uncharacterized. Bases 1 to 819 code for a protein of 272 amino acids. Lineage: Eukaryota; Fungi; Ascomycota; Pezizomycetes; Pezizales; Tuberaceae. The record is from RefSeq and is a predicted model, not a curated record. The transcript has 2 exons.
AUGGAUGACGUCUUGAAGUACACAAGUGAAGCUAUGGAGAGUUGGGAAAAUAAACGUUGCUGGAAGAAGCCUCGGAAAUGGCUAGAGUGCUUCUCUACCCGAGUGACAUAUUAUGGCAAAAUCUUGGAUGUCAUUGCCCAACAUCACCCAGAGUAUGUUUCUUUGGCGUGGGGAACAAUGAAACUACUAUUCGUCAUCGUCAUCAACCAUGAAACUUCAGUAAAGCAAGUCGCAAAAACCCUCGUACGGAUUGCCGAAUCUCUUUCGCAGGUGGUCCCACUUUUACACUUGUAUCCUAACGGCGAGAUGAUAAAUGCAGUCGCCAGUCUCUACGCCCACAUGAUAUCAUUCUUGCAACGCGCAACAAUUUGGUAUCGCGGCAGUAGUACGUCUCGCUUAUUCAAAGCCAUCUUUAGUCCCUUCGAAUUAUCGUUCGGGGAACUAUUAGUUGAAAUCCGCGAGCAUGGGGAACAUGUCGCCAAGUUAGCAGACGUCGGGCACAAGCAAGAGACGAGAGAGAUUAAAGAGCUGCUCUACGAAAACGUGAAACGGCCUGGCGUUGGGAUAGACACCGGACAAGAGCUAGAUGCGAGGAGAGGGAUGCAGGGACAAGCUUACUAUACGCAAAUGAUGCCGGACGGAUUCUUUAGUAUAUGUGGUAUGACCCUAUCUGUUUUCGCGAAAGGGAAAUUGGAAGAACCCCCCCUAUGGCUAACUUUGUUGAUUUUAUUUGUACGGCACAAAAGAGCUGCAAAAAUAGAUUUCUGCCUAGCCAACGGGAUCAGAAAAAGCUUUGCCGAGCUAUGUUCGGACAGUUAA